Molecule: messenger RNA, 1041 nt
Organism: Cotesia congregata
Lineage: Eukaryota; Metazoa; Arthropoda; Insecta; Hymenoptera; Braconidae
Source: the annotation of a GenBank genome assembly
AUGUUUGUCGGUGUAGUUUAUUUAAAAGUUCUUAUAAACAUUCACCGCUUUAUUUUUAAUUUUAACGAAAAUAUGAAGUCGAAAACGACCUCAAAGCCCAAAGGUGACAGUAGUGAUUUGGACCCUAGUGAAAUAAACGAGAGCUACGAUGAGUUCAACGCGAUAAUGUUGCCGAUAUCGAGAACAAUGAGCAAAAGUCCGUCAAGUGAUGAAGGCAUUGAACCGGAUUCAGAUCUCAAGUCAUUGCAUCAAGUUCCCGGGCCGUGGAGCUUGGAUUCUUCAUUGAGCAAUGCUGAUGAUGACUGCUGUAGACGUGAUUCCAAUAACAGUACCAGCAGCUUGGGGCAAAGACGUAAAUCGCGAGCCAAAGUUACACGUUGCUGUAGCUCUGAUAGUGCUGUUAUCAGCGAUGAUGAUCAGAAUAAAGGAUGGGAUAACUUGAUACUUGGAGAUAGAAGCGAGUGCGACUCGAUGACGGACGAGAAGCCGAGAUAUUGGCGAACACCGAGUGUCGUUGUCAGUGAUUACUCAGAUUACUCUUACCUAGACGAAAAGUUUGAGCGCAAUGAGUUGUAUGUUGAGGGAGGCACGAGUGGUACACCUAGUCAGGCGAGCAGUUGUUCUUGUUUAGAUUGCGAUGAAAUACGUGAAUUUAAUGAUGAUUUACAUUCGUCUGCUAUUGACAAUCAUCUUCUACAAGUAUGCGGUCUCAGGCGGCACUCUGAUUCGUGUUGUGCGUGCUUGAGUACUCGUAAUAAUAUCAAUUCCCGGAUUAGUAAUGAGAGCCGAAGACAUUCAUGCCUCGCUGUUAAUAAUUCUUCUCACUUAUUUAAACUGGACACUACUGUGAGCUGUACCGAAGAACGAGGAUACGAUAUUACUGAAGGAAAUAAAACGACAAUUGAACUUCUAGAUAUCCCGCCGAUACGUAAAAUCUCGGACUGCUCAACAAACUCGAGUCUGAGUGGGGACGACUUUGAGGUCACCGAACUGCAACCGUUAAAGAGGCCACAGUAUGUCUGUGUCUACAUUGAUGGGUAA